Molecule: messenger RNA, 2576 nt
Organism: Cottoperca gobio
Lineage: Eukaryota; Metazoa; Chordata; Actinopteri; Perciformes; Bovichtidae
Product: solute carrier family 22 member 5-like
Exons: 11
Coding region: 1-1635 (544 amino acids)
Biological process (GO): transmembrane transport
Cellular component (GO): membrane
Molecular function (GO): transmembrane transporter activity
Source: RefSeq, a predicted model, not a curated record
AUGAAGGAUUAUUCUAACACUAUCGCUUUUCUGGGCCAGUGGGGACGUUUCCAGCAGGUCGUCUUCUUCCUGCUGUGUGCCAGCAUCGUGCCCAAUGGAUUUGGUGCUUUCAGCCUUGUUUUCCUGACCGAUAUCCCGAGUCAUCACUGCGUUAUUCCUGACAACCUUACCGAAGACUGGCGUAAAACCAUCAUACCAAUAAAGGUGGUGAAUGGGAAACAGGAGCUGAGCCGAUGCAGCAGGUACAGGCUGGAUGUGGUCAGAAAUCUCUCUGCUCAGGGAUUCAUUCCUGGCAUGGACGUCAACCUCACUGACCUGGAGCAGGAGGGCUGUGUGGACGGGUGGAGCUACAGCAAAGACAUCUACCAGUCUACCUUAGUCUCUGAGUUUGACCUGGUUUGCAGUGGGCAGUGGAAGCAGCCGUUGACCUCCACAGUUUACUUCCUCGGAGUUCUUUUUGGAUGCUUCUUCUCAGGACAGCUGUCAGACAGGUUUGGAAGAAAACCUGUUCUUUUUGCAACCAUGGCAGUUCAGACAGUUUUUACCUUCAUUCAAGUCUUCUCUACCUCUUGGGUCAUGUUCACCGUCCUCCUCUUCUUCAAUGGUUUGGGACAGAUGUCCAACUUUGUAGCUGCUUUAGUUCUGGGCGCUGAGACUUUGACUGGCGAUGUACGAGUCCUUUACUCAUCUAUGGGCACAUGUUUAGGCUUUGCUGUCGGCUACAUGAUACUACCUCUCGUCGCUUACUUUUUAAGGGACUGGCGAUACCUCCUGUUGGCUUUGGCUGUGCCUUGCCUGCUCUACUUCCCACUCUGGAGGUUCAUCCCAGAGUCUCCUCGGUGGCUGCUCUCUCAGGGCAGAGUGGACGAGGCUGAGGCCAUCGUGAGAGAGGCGGCUAAGUGGAACAAAGUUCAGGCUCCGAAGGUCAUCUUUGAAGAUUACAGGGUUUUUAAGACAAAGGCACAUUCUAAAAAACGCCACAAUGUCGUGGACGUGCUGAAGAACGGCAGCAUCAGAGUCACAACCCUCAUCCUCUGCUUGGUGAGCUUCUCUGCAAUCACUGGAUACUACAGCCUAUCUUUCAACACAUCCCAACUCCAUGCUAAUCCCUACAUGAGCUGCUUCAUCUCAGCAGCUGUAGAGGUACCAGCUUACAUUUCCAGCUGGCUGGCUCUGCGAUACCUUCCACGCCGACUGUCCGUCAUCGGUUCAUUGCUCCUUGCAGCAUUGCCAAUGUACCUUAUUCAACUGGUGCCCCAAAGUCUACCACAUCUGUAUAUUGCACUGGAGAUGUUGGGUAAAUAUGCUAUAACCACUACCACCUCCCUGAUGUUUGCCUACAUGGCAGAGCUUUACCCAACAGUGCUCAGGAACACAGCGACAGGGAUAUGCACUACUGUUUCCAGAAUAGGCAGCUGCAUUGCUCCUUUUUUGUUAAAGCUGAGUCUUCCUUAUAUUAUACUGGGGACUCUGGCGGUUUUGUCUGCCUUUACUGCUUUCUUCCUUCCAGAGACUUUUGGAAAACCUCUACCUGAAACUAUGGAAGAGAUACAUAAAAGAGAAAGGAUAAAGUGUCCAUGCAUCACUGGAAAAGAAACCCCAAUACCUGUGGCACUACUGGACAGUCCUCUGUGAUUAUCUAGCACCUUAUUGAUGCAGGUGAUAUGUUGAUAUUGCUAUUGAAGUACUGUUUACAUAUCUUAAUAUUUUAAUUAUAGACAUUAGAAUGUAAAGGUGGAAUUAAAUCAUGGAUUUCUACAUGUGGCCGAUUUCAAGGAAUUUCUUUGUCUCAUUUUGACAUUUGCACAUACAUGUGUUGUCUUAAAUGGGGAUGAUGAAUACAAAAUACUCGGUCCAAGCUGCCGAUUAAGGUUUUAUGUGUCUGGCAAAUCUUACAUCUCAAAUAACCCUGUUACAAAAUGUAUUUUGAAUUUCAUGCGAUCAUGCAUGAUUGCUACAGGUUUGAUAUCCUUAAAGGGGUAAAAAGUAAAAACACACAAGACAAAAGUGGCAAGCUUUGCAUAUUUGUUGUGGAAAUCUGACACAAGUGACCAGUCAAUGAGCUUUUGCAUUCAAAUGUUCUAGCAUUUGUCUAAACUGAGACACUUUCAGUUACAACUAGCAUAAAUUGACUUGCUCACUGUUUACACAUGUUUGUAUCCCUGGCAGUUAUGGCUAAAAUAUUAGAGAUUAGUGUCUCUUGGUGCAAAAAUUGCUUCAGAAAUGUUUUAUAACUCUGUAACUCUGCCUGUUUAACUUUUGCUUUAGCAUGCAUAUUUAUCUAGUACUGGGUGUAGCAUGCUGACAGGCGAAGGAAACCGGUUUGAAUUUUUCUGUUGCUUUACAAGUGCAGUAGUCUGUAGGGUGUGUGUGUGUGUGUGUGUGUGUGUGUGUGUGUGUGUGUGUGUGUGUGUGCGUGUGUGUGUGUGAUGCUGCAUGGUUUAGAGAGGCGGAGAAACUCCCAGUCAUGUAACUUGAAUACAUGUGUAAUUAAAAACUAUGCUAUUUUCAUUUUGACAGUGAACAGCACAAAAUUCUCACUCAACCAAAGUUGCAAGAUUUGCAUGUGUGUUGUG